Molecule: messenger RNA, 748 nt
Organism: Cuculus canorus (common cuckoo)
Lineage: Eukaryota; Metazoa; Chordata; Aves; Cuculiformes; Cuculidae
Gene: NR2C2AP
Product: nuclear receptor 2C2 associated protein
Exons: 6
Coding region: 112-534 (140 amino acids)
Source: RefSeq, a predicted model, not a curated record
GCAGCUGCUCUGGGCCCCCCAGGAGAGCGGCCCUGCCGUGCUGGCCCAGAGGCAGCAGGGAGGGUUUGGAUUUGCCGGUGCUCCGUGCUGGCAGCUCGGCCGCUGGCAGCGAUGCCCGUGGAGCCCCUGAUCUGCGCCAACACGGCCUCGCGGGUGAGCUCCGUGCUUAACCGGGAUGUGAAGCAGUUUGGGAAGAAGCACAUGUUUGACACGAGCGAGGAGACGUGUUGGAACUCGGACCAGGGCACGUGUCAGUGGGUCACCCUGGACUUUCCCCACACCGUCAAGGUCUCGCAGCUCCACAUCCAGUUCCAGGGAGGAUUCUCCAGCCGGCUGUGCAUACUGGAAGGCUGCAGAGCAGGUGAAGAACUGGUGAAAAUAUCUGACCUGUACCCCCAGGACAUCAAUGCCAUGCAGAGAUUCCAGGUGGAGGAGACGGUGCUGGAUAAGCUGAAGAUCACGUUUGAGAACAGCACAGACUUCUUCGGGAGGAUUGUGGUGUACCACCUCGGGGUGCUGGGGAAGAAGCUCUAGGGCAGCGUGGGGGGCUGUUCCUCAUCGCCUGCGCUCCCCCGUGGGGGGGACACGGGACAGCAAACCCUGCCAGCCGCCCCCUGAGGCUCUGAGAGGGAAUCCCACCCCACGGGUGGCAAUGACAGAGGGACACUAGUGCAGACAUCCACUUCCAAGCCUUUGGUGGGACACAGCCGGUGUAACUGGCUGAAUAAAUGGUGUCAUCACUCCUUCC